Molecule: messenger RNA, 1533 nt
Organism: Saprolegnia parasitica CBS 223.65
Lineage: Eukaryota; Oomycota; Saprolegniomycetes; Saprolegniales; Saprolegniaceae
Exons: 4
Coding region: 58-1533 (491 amino acids)
Biological process (GO): dephosphorylation
Molecular function (GO): phosphatase activity
Source: RefSeq, a predicted model, not a curated record
GUGCAAGCUUGGAACACCACAGCGACGGUACAUUUGGCGAUUGCCCACCUUGCCGCCAUGCUCCUCGUGCCCCGUGCGCUCAUCGCCGCCUUGACCGUCGCGGCCGCCGCUGGCUUUGCCAUCGAUGCAUCAGGCUACCCGCGCUACUGCGCCAAGGACAUGUCCAAGUUUGCGAUCCAGCCAGUGGCCGACCCGCAGGCGUCGAGCAUGAAGCUCGUACACGUGCAGGUCAUGGUGCGCCACGGAGCACGCACGCCGUACAGCGGCGCCAAGUGCUGGACCGGCUACAAGGAGACGUGGACCUGCAACCUCCGCGACCAAGUGACGCCUGUCUUACAUGCACCGGGCAGCACGCCAUCAUCGUCGUUGACCUUUGACAAGAUCUACGUCGACGGCGCCAACGUCUUCCGCGGCAACUGCCUCCUCGGGCAGCUCAUCGACGAAGGCUACACGCAGCAGCAGCAGAACGGCGAGUUCUUUCGCCACGCGUACGUGGGCAAGGGCCCGCUUGCGCUCUUCCAAGACGACGAAGCCAUCGACCUCACCAACACGGCAGAUGUCUACUUUGAAAGCACCGACCUCGACCGCACGCUCGGGUCGGGCCAGAUCAUCGUGCAAAGCAUGUUUGCAACAAGCGAGCGCGUCGUUGUACCGUGGCACACAAGCGACAUGGCCGUCUCGAGGUGGUUCCCGAACCCGACCACGUGUCCGGCGCUCACCGCGCUGAGCAAGGCGUGGGCGGCGUCGCCCGAGUCCGCUGCGUGGAGCAACAACCGCACCAACAAGGCGAUUCGGGCGCAGCUGCAGGCGACGAUUCCAGGCUUCAACGACGACCUCGGCUUUGACUGUCUCCUCACGCAGCGCUGCACUGACAAGCCGCUGCCAGGCAACAUGAACAGCACCUUCUUUCAGCAGGCCGCCACCCGCGCCGAGACGACCGCGCUCCUCCCGUACUUUUACAAGAACAGCAUUUACGCCAAGACGGGCAGUGCGCAGUUCGUGGCGCUCAUUCGUGCCCGUCUCGAGGCGGCACUGGCGGGCCGUGGCCCACGUUUCGUGCUCUCGGCUGUUCACGACUCGACGCUCAUGCCGCUGCUGGCCGCGCUCGGUGGCGACGUGUACCUCACCGAGUGGGUUCCAUACGCGAGCCACGUGACGCUCGAGCUGUAUGCGCGCGACGGUGGCCGCUUCUUCUUCCGCCUCACGUACCUCGGCAAGCCGCUGCCUGUGCCCCACUGCACGUCGGAGCUCUGCCCUAUCGAUGCGUUCUUGAACAUGACGGCCUUUGCGACGGACGACUCCAUCUGCGGCCCCAACGGCACUUCGUCGUGGCCCACGGGCUUGACAAAUGGUUCGUUGACGGAGGCGACGACCCAAGAAAGCAGUGCUGCCUCAACGACGACAAAUGCAGCCUCGGGCUACUCGGUGACAUCGAUGGCGAUCGUCGGCGCCGGUGGCUGCCUCGUUGGCGCUGUCAUUGGGUACUUUGUGUCGCGGCAGCAAGCACCGCAGAACGUCUAUAGCGCAGUGUAA